This is a messenger RNA of Protopolystoma xenopodis, 333 nucleotides long. NCBI's taxonomy places the organism in Eukaryota, Metazoa, Platyhelminthes, Monogenea, Polystomatidea, Polystomatidae. The record is from the annotation of a GenBank genome assembly.
AUGUCUCGUGGGCUGCGUCAACCUGAAUAUCGGCUGCAUUACAACAGGAUUCAGCCGUCGUCUUCUAGUGAGAUCAGCCUACGAAUUUCUUCUCCAUGCACUUUCAUACGGAAUGAUGGUCUUCCAAAUAAUGGCCAAUUUAUUGUUGUUCGCGGUCCUGUAGGUUCCGGAAAGUCUUCGCUUCUAUUCGCUAUGCUGCAGGAACUUCUAGAUUGCCCUCAUCCUGAUGAUGACUCUGAGGAUCCUGCAUCAGACGGAUGUUCGUCGGACCACAGAAAUAUGCAAUCUUGUCCUGUUGCCUCUAAUAUUGGGACUAUGGUAGUGACCCGAUGA